Messenger RNA from Toxorhynchites rutilus septentrionalis, 1982 nucleotides. It is a transcript of the gene Ndc1, whose product is annotated as nucleoporin Ndc1. The transcript has 3 exons. Gene Ontology annotation, cellular component: nuclear pore transmembrane ring. Gene Ontology annotation, molecular function: protein-macromolecule adaptor activity. Gene Ontology annotation, biological process: nuclear pore organization. Bases 153 to 1883 code for a protein of 576 amino acids. Lineage: Eukaryota; Metazoa; Arthropoda; Insecta; Diptera; Culicidae. The record is from RefSeq and is a predicted model, not a curated record.
CGAAAACAAUCUCAAACUGUCAUAAGAUUUUGCAGCCGCGCGCUGCGAAUGCCGGUACACAUUUCAUUCGUUAGUGAAAGGAAUCACUGCCUAAAAGAUUCUCACUUGUUAUCGAACGAUCUCCUUAUUUAGCAGAAAGCAAUCGGCCUGCAAUGGCUUCCGCAGUGGAGACCAUCUCAUCGCGAGAAAUCGAGUGCCGCAAAAUUUGCAUAGAACGAUUCGUUUACGCUAUACUCUACAGCGUCGGGGCUCAGUUUGUACUCCUGACAGUUUUCCUGCUGCUCGUUAAUCUAAGCUUGCUCCAUCCAAUCACUUGGAUUGCGGGCUCAUUCCGACUUGUCUUCUCGCUAUCUACAUGGCUGUGGAUCAUGCCUCUGAUCAGUGCUGUGAUAAUUCAUGGGAUGUUUCUGGCCAAAUCAUACCUCUCGGAAAUUAAGUAUUGCCCAACGAGGUUCCAACAGCUUUAUAGAACAUUCAAACAAAAAUCAAUUCUGUUAUCAGUGAACUGCGUUGUCGGAUUUUUGACGGCCUGGCUGUAUACACGCUUUUUACGGGAUGAGUAUCGUGUCCUUUUCCUCCCCAGCGAGAAAGGAACAUUCAUACUGAAUGAAAAAUAUCUCUUCCUUCUCGUGGGAGGAACCUUCGCUGGAAUAUACUAUUUCCUGAAGACCAAGAAUGACGAAUACUCUCUGAACUUUCCGCCUAUUCAGCAACCACGAUACCUGCAAAUCCGGGCUCAUCUGUACAGCAUCGUAUAUCAAUCCAUGUUUAAGUCCUUCGUUCCAACGCUGGUCUACGUGAGCUUCCACUACACAUUCAGCUGCGUUUACUUCCGAUACAAACUGGCUGCCUUGUUCUACGGUGUGAAACUCGCUGAAGAGUCCUCAUUUACGUCGCUCUACUCUACUGUAGCUGACAUACGUAUGAUGCUCUACUGUUGGAUUUUAUCUUCCCAAAUUCUGAGUAAUAUGAGCUUGAUACAAAUGCUAUUCCACAUUUUUCUAACGGAAUGCAGACAGUUUCCGUUGGAAAAAUCGGCGAUGGUCGAUGAUUCAGCAGUGUCAAUAGUGGAAGCGUUGGCCAGCGAUAAAAUACCAAUCAUACAACAACUAGCUGCCUUACACCUGUUCAAUAUCUCCGAAGACUGUGAUCCCGCCGGAAGAGUGCCAUUGUAUGCCCUAUCCAUUCCGGGCGGUCAUCCAUACAAUUGGCGCAUGGUCUCUGGAGAGUGCAUCCGGCUUAUUCGGGAAUUUUCAACAGAGUUAUCCAAAUCAAUCGAAGGCGUUGCGCCCAAAAUGAGACCGGAAAUGAGUAGGCUUCGCCCGACAGCUUCGAUGGACGCUGAGAAAACAAUCAUGAAGCAGUAUAAUGAAAGCUUCGGUAUACGAAGUCUGUCCACCAAUGGUCUGCCAGCGGAUUCACCACAACAGUCCGGUACAAUGUGCAAAGCAAUCGAUCGUCGCCUCGAUUCAUUCCGGGCCACACUUCGAAGCAUCCCGGGAAUCUUUUACUUGUUUGGUGAAUCAAAAACCGCCAAAACGUGCUAUCUGCUGUCUACCCAGUCCAACCAGAUCGUGUGGACAAGUCAAGCUCUGGCCUCGCUGGCGGCGCGUUCAAUUACGGAGGACCAGUUUGGUGUGGUACAAUCCGACUUACCGUUGAUUAUACGAACGUUACUGCAGCUGAAACAGGUGCUGGAUAAGGUUGGUUCUAUUCAGCUGGACGUGAAGAAAAUCGAUCGGAACUAUGUAGCCUUGCGGGCGGCCACCAAGCGGAGCUUGUAUCGGAUUUCCUACGCUUUUGCGGACUACCUAAACGAUAUCGUGCUGGAGCCAAGCGACGUGGAGGCGAUGCACGGCUUCGUCAACUAUCGGGAGGCGUAGUGGCGGAAUAGAUUAAUCGCGUACUAAAUAUUCAAACUCACUGGCAUUAUUUUAUAUCGUAUCAUUUGUUAAAUAAAAUAUGUUAAUUUGAUUACUUUG